This is a messenger RNA of Hevea brasiliensis (rubber tree), 3123 nucleotides long. RefSeq names its product homeobox-leucine zipper protein ANTHOCYANINLESS 2-like. The record is from RefSeq and is a predicted model, not a curated record. Gene Ontology annotation, biological process: regulation of DNA-templated transcription. Gene Ontology annotation, molecular function: lipid binding; DNA binding; DNA-binding transcription factor activity, RNA polymerase II-specific. Bases 742 to 3084 code for a protein of 780 amino acids. The transcript has 9 exons. NCBI's taxonomy places the organism in Eukaryota, Viridiplantae, Streptophyta, Magnoliopsida, Malpighiales, Euphorbiaceae.
AACUGGGUCUUGUGUGCCUCUGAUUUGGUUGGAUACUGAUGCAUUAUCGCAUUUUGAAAAGUCUUUGUAAAUAGUGUGAAUGAGAGAGAGAUCGUAAUAAGAUUUCAACUUUUUUUCUGUUUGGCUUUUGGUUCUUUUUUUUUUUGUUUUUUUCUCUGUCGUCUUUUUGAAACCUUUUCGUUUUACUGACCAACAGUUGGUCAAGCACUGAAUGCUGUAGAAGCUGGCGGAAAAUUAGGGUUUCUUCUUUUCUUUUUCUCUCAUUUGGAUGGUGUUUCAGAGAUUUUCCCUUUGAUAAGUUUGUGUUCUAGGGAGGGAAAAGAAAGGUGUGAACGGUGGAUCAGAAAGAAGACUUUUUUUUUUUUUCUUCCCCCUUGUCUUUUCUAUUUCUUUAAUCCCUUUUUCUUCUCGAGAGGGAGUGCAAAUUCAUGCAUGGGGCGUUGACAAUGAAACUUCUUUUUCUUCUCUGAUGAAAAAUGCUACUGUAAUAACCUUUGUUCAACGCUGGAGGUGGCUGGGGCUUUUAGAUCAAUACUUGAUAGACAAGGAAAAAAAUCUAAGCACAUCCUUGCGAAACUGAUAGCUCCUUUCGGAUAAACCAAGAAUAGAAAAGGGUCAUCUUUUUGUUUUCCCAUUUGGAUGAGUUCUGGGGUUUGAGGAUCAGUAAUAGUAGCAGUGUUAAUAGUGGUGGUGGUGGUGGGGGUUCAAAGAUUGUGGCUGAUAUUGUUACACGGCAAUACCAUGCAUAGUGGUGGCAUUGGACAUCGGCCACCAGUCGUCACUCCAUCUAUUCCCAAAUCACCCGCCCUCUCUCUCUCUCUUAAAGGAAAUAUGGAUACUCAUGGUGAUAUGGGUCUACUUGGGGAACAUUUGGAUCCUAUUAUAGUGAGGAGGAUCAAGGAGGAUGGUUACGAGAGCAGGUCUGGCAGUGAUAAUCUGGAAGGUGCAUCUGGGGAUGAUCAGGAGGCUGGAGAGGAUCAACGGUGCCGGAAAAAGAAAUACAAUAGGCAUACUCCUCAUCAAAUACAAGAGCUUGAAAUUUUCUUUAAGGAGUGUCCUCAUCCUGAUGAAAAACAAAGAUCGGAACUUAGCAGGAGGCUUGGCUUGGAAAGCAAGCAAAUCAAGUUUUGGUUCCAGAAUAGGCGAACCCAAAUGAAGAACCAAUUGGAACGUCAAGAGAAUAUCAUCCUUAGAGAAGAAAAUGAGAAGCUUCGAGCUGAGAAUGAGUUAUUGAAGCAGAAUAUGACAGACCCAAUUUGCAACAACUGUGGCAGCCCUGUGGUUCCUGGUCCUGUAUCUUAUGAGCAACAACAAUUAAGGAUUGAAAAUGGUCGACUCAAGGAUGAAUUAGGUCGUGUUUGUGCUUUAGCCAACAAGUUCUUAGGUAGGCCUCUAUCUUCGUCCUUCUGUCCUAUCCCUCCCUUUGGUUCAAAUUCCAAGUUGGACCUUUCAGUUGGGAGAAGUGGAUAUGGAGGUAUAUGCAAUGUAGAGACGACAUUGCCGUUUGGACUUGAUUAUGGUGGAGGUAUCACAAUGCCGUUAAUGAAGCCGACGACUAGUCCUAUGCUCAAUGAAGUUCCUUAUGAUAGAUCUAUGUUUAUAGAUCUUGCAUUAGCAGCCAUGGAUGAAUUGAUUAAGAUAGCUCAGAUUGAUAGUCCUCUUUGGAUCAAAAGCUUGGAAGGAGGAAAGGAUGCCCUGAACUAUGAGGAGUAUAUGAGGACGUUUUCCCCUUGUAUUGGUGUGAAACCCAGCAGCUUUGUGACUGAGGCGACUAGAGAGACUGGUAUAGUAAUCAUCAACAGCUUGGCUCUCGUUGAGACUUUGAUGGAUGUGAACCGGUGGGUAGAAGCAUUUCCUGGUCUGAUUGCUAGAGCCUCCACAAUUGAUGUGAUCUCGAGUGGCAUGGGUGGAACUAAAAAUGGUGCCUUGCAAGUGAUGCAGGCAGAGUUUCAAGUGGUUUCACCUUUUGUCCCUGUGCGUCAAGUGAGGUUCCUUAGGUUCUGUAAGCAGCACGCAGAGGGUUUCGGGGCUGUGGUUGAUGUUUCCAUUGAUGCAAACCAAGAAAGUUCCAUUUCAUUCCCAUUCGCUGCUUGCAGGAGAUUUCCUUCUGGCUGUAUCAUGCAAGAUAUGCCCAAUGGUUGCUCCAAGGUUACCUGGGUGGAACACUCACAGUAUGAUGAGAGUGCAGUUCAUCAACUUUAUCGGUCAGUACUUAGUUCUGGCAGGGGCUUUGGUGCUCAUAGGUGGCUUGCCACCCUACAGAGGUACUGCGAGUGUACGUCAGUCCUUAUGUCUCCGACCAUUUCUGGUGAUGAUCAGACAGUGAUAAGUAUAAGUGGUAAGAAAAGCAUGGCAAAGCUAGCACAGCGCAUGGUGGAUAACUUUUGUUCUGGAGUUUGUGCUUCAUCUUUGCACAAGUGGGAUAAGCUUCUAGUUGGAAAUGUGAGUGAAGAUAUUAGGAUUUUGACCCGAAAGAAUAUUAAUGAACCUGGCAAACCACCUGGUAUCGUUUUGAGUGCUGCAACUUCUGUCUGGUUGCCAGUUAUGCGGGAAAGGUUAUUUGAUUUCUUGCGUGAUGAACGAUCAAGAAGUGAAUGGGACAUUUUAUCCCAUGGUGGGAUGAUGCAGGAGAUGGUCCACAUUUCCAAGGGCCACUGUCGCGGGAAUUGUGUUUCUCUCUUGCGGUCAAGUGCUGUUUGUCCUAACGCAAAUGAGAGCAGCAUGAUAAUAUUGCAAGAAACAUGGAAUGAUGCCUCAAGUUCUCUGGUAGUAUAUGCACCAAUUGACAUAGCAUCAAUGGCUCUGGUGAAGAAUGGUGGGGAUUCCAACUAUGUGGCUCUCUUGCCAUCAGGAUUUGUGAUUCUUUCAGAUGAUCCAAUCAGUCAAGGUGGUGCAAAUUUCUGUAACGGGACCCUGAUCAAAAGGGAUAGUGAUGGGGGUGAUGGAGGAGGAUCUCUCCUUACAGUUGGAUUCCAAAUUUUGGUGAAUAACCUUCCUACAGCUAAGCUCACAUUGGAGUCAGUGGAGACGGUGAAUAGUCUGAUAUCGCGCACAAUUCAAAGGAUCAAACAGUGCUUCGACUAACAUAGCUGAAAGAGAUAUGGAAUUGUUCUAGCUGCCAGA